Oenanthe melanoleuca is the source of this 6375-nucleotide messenger RNA. It is a transcript of the gene ACKR4, whose product is annotated as atypical chemokine receptor 4. Gene Ontology annotation, biological process: chemotaxis; G protein-coupled receptor signaling pathway; immune response. Gene Ontology annotation, molecular function: chemokine binding; scavenger receptor activity; chemokine receptor activity. Gene Ontology annotation, cellular component: membrane. The record is from RefSeq and is a predicted model, not a curated record. The coding region runs from base 4394 to 5455 and encodes 353 amino acids. NCBI's taxonomy places the organism in Eukaryota, Metazoa, Chordata, Aves, Passeriformes, Muscicapidae. The transcript is spliced from 2 exons.
AGUGACAAAUACAAAAAUUGUUUUUGGUAUAAAAUUUCAGUGUUAAAUCAAAUGAAGUUUCAUAACAAGAAACCCUACUCCCUUCCUUUUGUGAUGCUGUGUUUAUAUUCUGAAUAUCACACUGAAAUGAAAUGCAUAUUAGUACUUUACAUGUAAAAGGGAGCUGACUUGUGGGAAGAGGAACAUGAAAAGCCAGACAUGCAAACCCUCCAGCUCCAUCACCUAUUCCUAUGAAAAGGGAACAAGAAGGUACUUGAAAUGGAAUCUGAUUACUUCUGUCUCUAUUACAGCUGACCAAAUAAGUGUGAUACAUCUAUUUCAUCUAUCAAGGUGAGAUACUGCCAUUUCAAAAGUAAAACUUUUAAAAAAACUUCUUCAACCUAUAAAGACUGGAGGGUCUGUGAGGGAAUGAAACACCAACCACAUUAUAACCAAAUUAUGCAGAUAAGGCUAUCAAAGGGUUACCAUGAUAACUUUGCUACUACUUCAGCAUAAUUUCUCUGGAAUGCAGGAUUUCUCCCCCUUUACACAAACGAUUUUAGAUUGCACUUUGACAAAAGAUCUGAGUGAAAACCUGAAAAUAGCUUGCUAGUAUUUUAAGCCAUUGAUUUAUUUGAGAUGUUUUUUAUAUGGACAUAUUUAUUAAGCCUUUGUAGCAUAAAGAAAGCACUUUAAUGUACUAGUCCUGAAGAACAUUCUAGCAUUAAUUAAAAAAAAAAAAAAAACAUUUCUAUAACCCUUCAUCCUCCCUGUCUUUUUCUUUAAAGGUUUCUUAGUACCAAAGCAUGCUCUCAUUCCUUUCAAAGCCUCCCACAAACAAUAAAGCUAGGGAAAAUACUGAAUGGGUGUAGCAAUCAGUAAUUUUUUACUGCUAUCUCAAUGCAGAUGACAAGCUUUCUAGAGAUUCAAUUCAAGGCUAGAUCUGUAGCAGCUUGGUUUUGUUCUGAGGUUAGAAGCAAAUGCAACUUUAUAACUUCUCUGACAGCUGUUCUCACAAGGCCUGGGAGACUGGUCUGGACAAUACAACCACCUGGCUCUGAGCUGAGCCACUUCCUCCCACAAACAGCCACUGUGAUGGCCAGGAAGUGGGAGAGAGAUUUGUUUAAUUGUGAUAAAUACUGCCUGUUUGGAGGGCCAGACUGCCAGCUGUUUACUUUCCUCUUUUGCAAUAUGGUAUUCAGCCAUUGUUUCCAUUGCUUACAGAGAGGCCCAUGAGCUGUGCAAUGCUAACAAGCUAAAAAUCCCAGUGAAAAGCUUUGGGCAGGGGCAUAAAUCAACUUGGUGAAAAAAAAAGCAACAAACAAAAACAACAACAAAAACUGGAUCCCUAACACUUGGCUCAUUUGGGCAACUGCAACGAGCAGGUGAUCAACCCCAAAUGACCCAACAUAUGCUUUGUGGGGUACUGUCCUGGACAGGGAAAUGUCACCCCUGCAUAAGGGGUAUUUGACUCUUCUCCUUUUCCACAGAAAGUAAAGAAUUGCACAAGUGCUAUUUUCUAAACCAGAUCUAUUUUCAAGUGAGGUUUAAAGCAAAAGAUAUUUUGACCUUCUGAAAAUCUGCUGAAGAACUGUUUUGUAAAUAAUCCUCAAGUUACAUCCCUGCUUCAAAACAAAGGGCAAAUUUAACCAUGUUGCAUUUAAAAAACAAAAACAAAAAACUCAGAAGAAGCUUUCAUGUUGAACUCAGUGAGGAGUUCACUGAGAGCUGGACAUCUGCUUAGAUGUCCUAAAUCACUCACAUUGCAUUUCUGGAAGGCAAAUGAAUACCUCCAUCUCAUUUGUGCUUGUUUCUAUCUAAUAUCUAAGCACAGCAAAGGAUGGCAGAUUCCUGGCCCUUCCACUCCUUAGAGUCUAAAGUCCUGAAAAACUAAAACAAAUUUUAUGUCACUUUGACCCAUAAAAGACAGGAAAAAAGUUCUAGUCUAAUGCAAGACUCUGAAAAACUCCAGUGCUUUGGAUGGAACGCAAAUAGCCUGGAUGGAAUAAACAUCUCAUUUGUAAAUGACGUUUUCAUAUCACUUACAGAAUUCAAAGAUCUUGCUGGAGGAUGGAGGGAAAGACUCAGAGAAGCCCAUUAUUUUGGUAGGAGUUAGAAGUAAUUUUGCAAGAAAACUCACUGUUGAAGAAACACUAGACAUUUAGAAGGUCAGUUUUAACCACAUUUCCAUACUGAUAAGCUUUCAAUAAAUGAGAUUUUCAAUGUAUAUGGCACAACCUGUCCAAAACUUUUAGACCACAAUGCUGCUACACUGGCAAACAUCUUCAGUUUAACUAUCUUCUUAUACUUUUGAACUCUUCAUGGUACUCACUCACAUAGGCAAAGACAAUACUUUAAAAUGUGCUUAGAGUGUUGACCACAAUCCCAUUAGAAGCCUAAUGUUUGCUGUCAGGGGUAUAACAUGCUUAAGCUUACUGAUCUUCAGACAAUCAACUUAUACAGGCUCUUUCUGGUGGAGACACUACUAAAUGUGGCAACCUUUGAGUACCACCUGUACUUGAGGAAGUCUGCUUUCAGAAGCCAGCUUCUUCCUUCUUGCAAUCUAUUUAUUUUUCAGUGUUCAGCCUUCAAUUUCCUGUCUAAGAUGACUAAGGCCAGAUAAACUACUGCCUGAAAUGCUGAAUACCUAUGAUUUUUGCCACAUUGGCUGCUGCACCCCUCAGCCCAGCAGGUUACUUCUCUCUGCUAAAGGUCAGGGGUCUGUGGUGGCUUACAGACACUGACAGACACAUGCUCUGGACUCUCCUACAAGAAAAAACUGGUCUUAGUAGGGUGGAUGGCAGCGUGGUACUGAUUGUUGUCCUUACCUUCAUGCCACUUUCACACAGCCAGUGUUUUCACUUAAGUAAGAUCUGUUUUGUGUUCACUCUUACUUACUAAAUAAUUUUUGUUAUUUUUGACCCCACUGAAAGACAUACAUGACAAUAUUAUUUCUUUACUCUGACUGGAAGGAUCUGCCCUCCCUGCACCCCUGGAAAGUUACAAGGAGCUGAGGAACUGAUAUGCAAGGCAGGAUUCACAUGAACUGCCUUUCUACAGCCUGCCCACAGAACCUCUUAGGCACUUCUGCAGGCAACACACAAUUCCCUGGGAACAGUCUCAGCUCUAGCCUGCUUAUUCUGUCUUGUUGGAGACCCUAUUGAGACAAAGCCUAUCCAGAACUGAAAGUUUCAUUUGUUUUGAAGAGAUAUGGCUCAGGCCUCAAAGCCAUGACAUGACCUGUGAGGAGAUGGCUGGGAAGGAGCCCAAACACCUUAUCUGUGAAGAGUUCCACUGAAGUCCUGUGAUAACUCAAGAUGAAAGCAUUGCAGAAAUAUGCAUGAAUAUUGAGGCACUCUUCCUCUAGACUGCAAUUCCUCUCCCAGCCCAUUUUAGGGUGUCAUUCUGAAACAAAAUAUAGCAUAUGGAAAACAUCUGCCCAUUACAUUCUUAACUGCCCACUUUUAAGAAUCUUUCCUUUAACAUAUUUCAAAAUAAUUGAAGCACAGACAGAAGGUUAAUCCACUCAUGGCAGGUACAUCAGAGUGCCCCAAAACCCCAAAAUCUGACUCUGGUCUGCUCAAUAUAUCUCUCUGUUGUUUGGCUUCAAUAUUGCAUUUACUGCAGCUCAUUAGAUUGCUAUCUGAUCCAAGAUAAUUCAAACAGGUCACUAAUUUGAUUAUGAAAUUGACUGGCAACAUUCAAGUCCCUGAGAAGUCUCCCCCAGGAUGCAAGACUAUUGCUUGUACUCUGGCUGACAAUUUGCCACUUGCCUUUGCAUAUUUUCCUUACCAUCUUUCUGGUUUCACACACUGAAAGAACUGCUUUCCCCACCUCACUCAAAGCAACUCAUCUUUCUAUUGCAUCCCCUAAAAAGUUACAUAAGGAGGAGAUGUAAGGAUCUGUUAAAACCUUAUAUAGUCAGCUAUCAAAAGCACAGUAGUGCCCUAAGGAAAGAAUGGAGUGACUCCCCGUGGUGUCUGGGGCAGUAACUAAGCCCCAGAUGGAUCCCCUUUCUAUCCUUUCCACCUUUUUAAUGUGUUGUUUGAUAAAAGCCUCUUGAUAAUGUAUAAAACAUUUGGGCUUCCAGGAAUAAAACCACAAACAACAAAGAGAAGCAGUAAGAGUGUCCUGACCUUCCAAAGAGAAGUCACAAUCUGAUUGGAACAGGAAGGAAUGUAGGAAGUCUACAUGUUCAACCCAAAAAGAGUCUCCAGGAAAGCACAAUUUUUUAAAGUUUUUUUUUUAACUGUCAAGUCAAAAUGAAAGUGCAACAGACUUCCACAUGAGGGUGUGGUGUUUGAAGACAAAAUGCAAUGUGUCAGAGCAAUUGAGAUCACUUCACUGAGGCACAUCUCAAUUGCAGUACCUGCUACUCAUCUGCUGACAAAGAAGCUUUGCCACAGUCUUAGAUAUGAAUAACUCAACAGAUUACUGGAUGGAGGAUGAGGAGGAUAAUCUCAACCCUCUUAUAGAUUACAAUACCUAUGAGCUUCUCUGUGAAAAAGGUGAUGUGAGAAAUUUCAGAAAAUUAUUCCUCCCAGUGUUCUAUGCACUAGCUUUCACAGUUGGAGUGGCUGGAAACUCAUUAGUGGUUGCAAUUUACGCCUACUGCAAGAAACCCAAGACCAAGACAGACGUGUACAUCAUGCACCUCGCCAUCGCUGAUCUGCUCCUGCUCUUCACCCUCCCUUUUUGGGCUGCAAAUGCAGUGCAGGGAUGGGAACUUGGAAACCCAAUGUGCAAGCUCACUUCUUCUCUGUACACCAUGAAUUUCAGCUCCAGCAUGCUGUUCCUGGCCUGUAUCAGUGUGGAUAGAUACAGGGCCACUUCUGACUCCCAGGGCUCUAGAAGAGUUGGCAAACACUGCAGUGUUACCUGUAUCUGUGUCUGGCUGGCUGCCAUUUUCCUCAGUAUUCCUGAGCUGAUAUUUAAUCAAGUCAAGAAACACAAUGAGAGGAAUGAAUGCCUUCCUGUAUUUCCUAUGAACAUGGAAACACUCUUAAAAUCAACCAUUCAAAUCCUGGAAAUUAUCCUGGAAUUUCUGCUUCCUUUCCUAGUAAUGCUGAUCUGCUAUUCUGCUACUGCUCGGGCAAUCUUUAGGUCAGCAAAUGUCAAGAAGUCCAGGCCUUUCACGGUUCUGCUGGCAGUAGUGGCUACUUUCAUUGUCACCCAGCUGCCCUACAACAUCGUGAAGCUGUGGCGUGCCAUAGACAUCAUCUACGUGCUGGUUACGGACUGCAGCGCCAGUAAAACCAUGGAUGUGGCGCUCCAGGUCACCAAGAGCAUGGCUUUGUUCCACGCCUGCCUCAACCCUCUCCUCUACGCCUUUCUGGGCGCCUCUUUCAAAAUGCACAUCAUGAAAAUCGCCAAAAAUUAUGGGUACUGGAGAAGACAGCAGCAGAAUGGAAGACCUGAAGAAAUUUCUAUGAAUUAUGAAGACCCUACUGAAGAAACAGUCAGUUUCACUAUAUAGGCUUCCAUUGCUCCCAUCAUCUUACAUAACCAAGGGAAUUGUUUGCUAAUUCCAGAGGGUAUUGUUUCUGCAGCUGUUUCCCUUCAACUCAACUUUCAGAUGAAUUUCUGAACCUGCCAAGGCACUACAGAGCACUUCAAAGUGGAAUGUGUUUAUCAGAAUUAAGCAAGAACUGAAUACUGAAAUCCCUAGAAACAACCCAAGAUAUUUACUAAACAACAACAUCAAAGAACAAAAACAAAAACAAAAAACCCCCAAAAAAACAACCCACCACAACAAAACCCAAACACCUAAAAACAUCCCCAAGUUUAAAAUUUUAAAGUGUCACAGUACUAGGCAAUUAAGUAACUGCGCAAUGAAUAACCUGUACACAUCUAAGCAUGCAAUUAAAAUGGGGGGAAAAACCAUCAUCAAUCAAGCAACAAGAACCUUUGUACCAGAAGUUAAUAAUCUUGUGUUUCUCCAACUAUUUUGUAAAACUUUAGAACAUUUGCCUAACAGUUCAGUUCCAUUUCUCAAUUCAACUAUCAUUCCAUAGAUAUCCUUGCAGAUUGAAAUGAAGUACAAACUUAUGGCUGAGAAUUGAGAGGGAGUAAGAGGGGGGAAAACCAUUCUCUAUGUGUUUCUACAAAUGUAUAGCAGCAACAUCCUCCACAAAAACAUCCCAGCAACUCUUUUUCUAUAACUACAGAAAAAAUGACCUUUCAUCUAUUCUUUUCUGCUCACCCUAAACUUCAACAAGACCAGUGCUCUAAGGGUGACACAUUCUAGAUUUUUGUAAAUGUAAUAAAAUGUUCAGUUAAUCUUCGGAUAAAGUACUUGGAUUUCUAUUCAGAAUUAUUAAAAUUAAUCAAGCAUUGCAAUAACUGUAUCUGCUAAAACAUGUGAAGAUAGAAUAAAAUCAAAGAAUAGAAAAGGUG